UUUUGAACGGUUAGAAAUAUCUAAAUCUGAAAGUUAUAAAAAAAAUGCACAAAAUAAGUAAAGCUCCAUUAUGAAAAGUAGUUGGCAUAUAAGUUGACUCUGCUUUCUUCCGUGUUCUAAAGACUAACAAGUGUAGUGUGCCUUUGCGUGCCUUGAGGUAUUAUAGAAAAGUUUAUAGCAAAAAGUUCUAAUGCACGAUACUUAUGUGCUUAAACAAUUUAAUUGAAUUUCAAUUAAGUUUAAAAUGAUUCUUACUUACGCAAAAACUUUAAUGUUUUUGUUGAUGUCGUAUGCGAUGGCCGAAACGGAAGUUGGCGAGAAUGAUCUAAAUGAAGUAUCUGACCAGGUUUACGGUGUCAAAAUAAAUAAAUGUUGCGAACUUAACGAGAUCAUGGUUGACUCUGUGUGCAGAUUAGCGGAACUGCUUAAUCAAAGUAUGUGGGAGCCUCAGUUCAAGACAGAAGACGGUAUAGCUGCUGCAUUGAAAUAUUUUAACUAUGUUACUGGAGUGCCGGACUGCGCCACAACACAACAGAGGCCUAUAUUUGAUUUAGGAAAAUCUGAAGAUGAACUAAAUUUAUUAACUGAUGGAAGACUACAGCAUCUGAUACACCAUUUGCAUAGCUCUGAUCAAAUUAAGGAUGAUCCACUGAUAACAAAUACAUAUAGUAUUCACGAAGCCAUUGCUAUUCCUGAAGUAAAGGAACCAUCAUCUUAUAUCCAUGAUCAAGCCAAAUAUUGCAUGGAUAAGAUUAUAAUAACAAGUUCAAACAUAACUGGUCAAUAUGCAUUAGUGUGCGUACCGGAAGUUAUAAUAAAUUGGAAAGAAACAAGUUUUCUCAUGAAGAAAAUAUUGAAUCCUCUUUUCCACGCCAUUGCCAUGGUGUUGUAUCUGUUAGUGGCCAUUAUAUACUUUGUAAUACCAACACUACGUGACCUUGCAGGAAAUAUUAUAACUACUAUUAAUAUUUGUUUGAUAGUCAGUCAAGCUGCUGAUCUGGUCAGGAUUUUUACUGAAUUGAGCAAUCAUGUUAGUUUUAUGGUUACUGAUAUUAUUCUAUACAUCAGCCUUUUGGGAGCAUUCUUCUGGCUAAACAGUUUCGGAUUUUACAUUUGGAAGACGUUUAAGUCUAGGAAUGUUUUCUUGCGUGUAACAGACGUGCGUAAAUACUGUUAUUAUUCGAGCGUAGUAUGGUUUGCCGUUGGAGUUAUGGCCGCGAUGGCGAUCUGUGCACACUUCCUAUUGGACUCUGGCUCGAACCCAUACAAGAAGAUGAGACUCUCUAACACUAUAAUACUUGAGGAUAUUGAGCAGGAAACUAUAGGGUGGCUGGGCAUCGCUGUGUUUUUUACGCCGGUUGCGUUUACAAUAAUAUUUAACCUUUUCUUUUACGUUACGACGCUUAAAGUUAUCAAACGGAUAAACAUAUAUGGAAGGAUACAUUACAAGUUAAAAGGAUGUUUUGACCUAUUUCUGCAAAUCUUCUUAAUAAUGACAACAGCAUGGCUAUUCCUUUUGCUAUCGUGGCUUAACUUCGACGGCUUGUUCUACGCACACAUAGUCGUAAACUUACUGCAAGCUAUACUGAUCUUCUAUGUGUGCGUGGUCAGGCAGUCGCAUGUGACAUUCUUGCUGAGGAAAAGUUGCUGUUACGCCGAGCCGAUACCCACUGGUGAAUGGGGAGAUGAAAUGACGCACAUGAAUGGUGGGAAUUAUUGAUUGGCCCGUGGAGUUUUACGAUUUAUUGGUUGGAAAUGGCUGCUGUUGAAACUCAAGUUCGAGACUACAGAAUUCGUGGUUAGUGCUACACUUAUAAAAUGUAUAUGUGGGCGGAUGCCCGAUAUGAGUGGAUGUUCAGAUGAAUCGGUGUUUUGAUUUACAACUUGGAUGAUGCCUCAUUAGUGCAUUUCGUUGCGUCUUAAACACAGCCUGUAACGUCGUUGUAACCCGUAUUGCAACGACGCCACGCUUCAAUGUGUCAUUUCAUUUGAAAUGUAUGAAAAACGAAGCUGCGCCGACGCAAUACAAAGGAAGAGGCAUCGCCCUUGAAAGUUGCUGUAUUGUCUGAUGAUUUAUCAAAAUCACAGCUAAAUUAGGCGGUGAAUUAUUAAGUAAUACCUCCGCCUAGUAACGAGAAAUAAAAUUACCUACUGUUAACUUAAGCACCCGUGCAUCUUAACACCGACUAAUAUCGGACAUAGUAACAUUAUUUUGUAAGGUGAGGGUAGGCAGAUAAAGUUGAAGAUAGUAAUUUAGUUUCAUUUUGGUAUUGCUUUUAUGGCCACCUGGUUCAAACUAAUAAAAAACAAAGUAAAGUAUAAACAUAAAACAUAAGUUUUAAGAGAAGUAUUUUUAACUAUGGUCUGACUGCACUUUACAAAUUUUCUAUCAGUUAUAGAAAAUUGGUGAUUCAGGAAUUUUCAAAAAAUACAUGGUUUCAUAUCGUGCCUUAUAAUAAUAAUGACAACGAUAAGUGCAAAAAAGCGCGUAUUUUCCUAUAAAAUAAGUGGAAAAAUUGAUAUUAUCACUAAAAUUGUUAACACGAGAUUAAAUGUAUACAAUGUAAAAUCGUAUAAAAAUUAUUCUUAAUUUGUAAGUGUAUUUUGCUAUGCGCUUUUUUCUUGUCAUUUUGAAUUAAAAAAGUAUUAUCCUUUCUCUAUAUGGAUACUCGUUUAACGAAUUUCAAAUGAAAUACAUAAAAUAUGUUUUUAUCACACUUGCUCGUAACGUGGACCUCAUUACAUCGAUAUGAGGCUGCUAAUGAUCCAAUGGACACGCGUGUUUUAUUUAAAAUUAUCGUUCUUGUGCUUUAUUUAUGAUGACCCGAUUAAGUUCAGUCUGUACUCACUGCAAGUUAUUUGUAUAAGGAUGGAUGCUGGCUGUACAUCGGUUUACCUUGGCGCGCGGAAAAAAAAACCGUCGCGCCAUUUUCCGUAAUGAAUAUUAUGUUAUUAAUUAUUAAAAACGCUUUUUAGUGUAUUAAUAAUUUGAAAUUGAAAAGUAGUGCAAUAGAUAGUAGAUUUUACACCGCCGGGCAUAAUAAUCGUGGCACAAAUCGGGAGUAAAUAACCUGUUUCAACCAAAAUCUAGAGAGCUGCCAACAGAACUUUCACGCAGUGGAAAAGCAGCCAAAAAAGGGUCAUUUAUUUUUUUGAGAACAAAUUUAAAAGUUUAUCCUGUUUUUGCAAGUGUGAUGAAAAUCGUCGAAUGAAACGUGUAUGGUAUAUUGUUAUACUCUCUGCUUACUUAGUCCGCUCGCUUUUAGCACAUGCGCCUAAUGCGUCGACUGUUAAAUGUAAUAUAACCAUACUUGGUGCAUAAACGAUUGCUAUGAUUUUUGACGCUGUAAAAGAAGUAAUUGAUAAAUUAUUUUGUUAAUAUAUAUCAUACAUUUGAUAAUACGAUUUAACGCAGUUUUACCUUCACUCAGCUAUAGUUAUGCUUGCGGAAAGUGUUUCAUUUUCCGGAAUAAAAUAUAGUCCAUGGUUUAUAAUUCAGGCUAUCUUCAUUAAGUAAUUCAAUCCAUUUGCCGGUUCAGACAUUGCGUCCUGAAGGAGUUGCAAACAUCCAACCAAACAAAUUUAUAUAAUUUUAUAGCAUUCCUACUAUACAGUAGAAUAAACUUCUACUAGUAGAAUUUCAUUGCGAAUUUGUGAGGGGUUAUGUUUCUAAUUCUAGGUAAAACUGCAGAAAAUCAUGUCGCUCGUCGCUUACUUUUCAAUCAAUCGUCGCUUACUUUUCAGUACUGCAAUACCGCGCAAGUGGAAUUACCAAAGUUUUCGGGGCAACAAGAAACACUCUUGCACAUUACUCUUAAAGUGCUUUUUAAGAUAUAAACAUAAUGCGAAUAACUUUUACGAAUAUCUGUCAUUAAAAUACAAUAUAAUAACUUUUCUACAAUAUAAUUUUUUUUAUAAUUCUUAGUUAAAAUAAUUUGCUUUAAAAUAUUCUUUUUCUAUUAUUCACGCGAGUUUUGUAUUAAAUUAUACGAGAGCUGUUUAUUGUACCUCCUAAAACAUACACUUAAUUGCACGGUAUUGUUAGCGAAGCGACAAUAAGUAAAAGUGCUUUGUGCCGAAUGGAGUUAAGUUUCGCAUGAAUAGUCCCAAUCAAAUGAGCAAAAUACCAGAUUUUCCGUAUAAUGCAUGCCUCCACUCCGUUCCGUUAGAGAGAAACGCUACGAAAGGAUUAAUUUUAUGACAUCUGCACUCUUAAUUAUUAAUGCCAAAAAGAAAAAUAUUAUGUAUAUAAUUGAUUGAUUGUGAUUCCAUAGUCAAAUGUGCCUUAGAAUAGAUAAAACGAACAGUAUUGUGCUAAGCAAAUAGAACGAUCGAUUUACACGGUCCUAUUCGUUGGUAGUUGCAAAAUGUUUAUCAGAGCCUGUCACAAGCUUAUUCACUUAGAUAUAUUAAACUUAAGAUAGAUAUAUUAAACUUAAGAUUUAUUUAGAAUAAAAAGGGUAGCAUUAGACUAUAUUCAUAUUUACCUAAAUCUGGGGGCUUACUUGCUUCAAGCAGUAUUAUUUUUAAUGUUUUUUUUUAUAUUGACGUCUCUAAAAGAAGUUAAAUAAUUAUGAAAAAAGUAAAAAAAUAUUCAAACAAUACUGGUUUAAGCAAUGGCUAGCAAGCCCCCCUGAAAUAGUUUAUUUUAAUAGGUUUGGUUUUCCUAAUUGGUCGCAUAAUACGAAGUUGUUUAUGUGCGCAAAGCACGGUAUGAUUUCAUUCUUUCACGAAAAUAUAUGUCAUUAUAUACAACUACGUGUACAUUAGACUAUAUUCAUAUUUACCUAAAUCUGGGGGCUUACUUGCUUCAAGCAGUAUUAUUCUUAAUGUUUUUUUUUAUAUUGACAUCUCUAAAAGAAGUUAAAUAAUUAUGAAAAAAGUAAAAAAAUAUUCAAACAAUACUGGUUUAAGCAAUGGCUAGCAAGCCCCCCUGAAAUAGUUUAUUUUAAUAGGUUUGGUUUUCCUAAUUGGUCGCAUAAUACGAAGUUGUUUAUGUGCGCAAAGCACGGUAUGAUUUCAUUCUUUCACGAAAAUAUAUAAGUCAUUAUAUACAACUACGUGUAUGCGAUCAUAUGUAAAGUGUGAUCAUAUGUAUUACAAACGAGACGAUUUAUAAACGUACUUGUUUGUUUAGUUUUCUAUAUAUUUCCCUAGUGUUAGAUCUGAAUGUAACGUGCUCCGCGACAAUUCAUAUGCAAAAGAGUGAAUGUGAGUCGAUAAUAUCAUGAAAAAAGCGUCAGCGUUGCAACGCUAUGAGCUAGCUAAGCUUAUGCUGCUAACACAUUCACCGAUCGUCUCGAUGAGAUUACGCUAACAAAUCGGCAGAGUGAUACUGAUAGAUUGCGCAUUUAGAUUCGGCGCCAAGUUUAGGAGAAGGUAAUAAAAUGAGCAGCGAAACCAUUUAAUGUUGUAUACAAGUAUUAAUUUUGUACACAAAUAUCAAUGUUGUUCACAAGUAUUAACGUUGUUCACCAGUAUUAACGUAUUACACAAGUCUCUUAUCGAUAAUCUUCAAUUAAAGUUAACCUUGUCACAAUGUUCCUCGUGGAAAGGACAGCAUUAAUUUAAGAUUUGACAGUUUAGUAAAACCUAUGAACCGUGAGAACAGCGCGUAAACGGCGUUAUUUGUAAACGUAUUGUUAAAUUUGCGUACACUUUUACGCGCACAAAUUAGUAAACAGGGCUAAUUUAGAUUAAGUUAACAAUACUAUAGUUUGUAUUCUAUAGUAAACGAACUAAACUAACAUAUUGAGAAGAUUAACAGUUUUUGACACUUAUUUAACAGUUCUGAUAUUCUUUUGCGUACACAGUUUUGCGCCCACAUAUGAAUAAAAAGGGCCUAAUUCAGCUUAAGACUGUUUAAUCACGUAUUUUUUAAUUUAAGCAAAAUAUAAUUUUUUUUAACAGUGAUGAUUAAUUGAUAUGAAUUUAAUGACAGUAAUGAUAUGAUUUUGUGGUAAAACCCAUAUGGAGUUCUCGAGGGUUUUCCAGAGCAUCCGGAUCAAUAAUAAUGAUGAAUUUAUGAACAACUAUGGUGCAUAUUCUUCUGUACAGUGUCAUUAAGUUCUCAAAAGAAACAAAAGAAAACACAAGAAGUGUUUGCUCUGAGUGAUUUACUCCAACUGAAUCUGCACUAUUGUAAUGCGAUCACGUUAAUAUUAUUUAGGAAAACUGUAGUUGCUAUGAUGUUUUCAUUUCAGUGUCGAAUGUUCAGUAGACUUACAUAACACUAAAAAGUCGUUUGAAAAUUUACGCUGCAUUUCUUAAAAAAUCAAAUAUGUAUUUAAAAAAUCUCAUUUUGUAUUUUAUAAUCUCUUCAA
Molecule: messenger RNA, 6323 nt
Organism: Pararge aegeria (speckled wood butterfly)
Lineage: Eukaryota; Metazoa; Arthropoda; Insecta; Lepidoptera; Nymphalidae
Gene: mthl5
Product: probable G-protein coupled receptor Mth-like 5
Exons: 8
Coding region: 245-1720 (491 amino acids)
Source: RefSeq, a predicted model, not a curated record